AUGCCUCCCCGAUCUUCAUCAAGAGAAAAGUCCAAAGAAAACACCAAUGUCGGAGGAGCCUUGCGCUCUUCGGGAGAUGAAUCAUCGCUGAUAGAAAAGCAACAACAAUAUAUUGAGCUAUUAGAAAAUGAAUUGAAAUCAUUGAAACAACAUUUUGAUCGGACAAUGGAGAAAAUCUUCUCAAAUCCGUUGUUUGGUUCUGGAAGGAUGAUGACUAAUGGAUUAUCGUCGUUGUUGUCAUCAUCGGCUGCCACCACAACAACACAACCAGUAGGAACCGCAAACGAGAAAAAAAAGAGAACCAGGGAGAAAAGUCAUGAAGAGGAAUCGGAAGAAUCAGAAAGUGAAAGUAGUGAAGAGGAAAAGCAACAACAAGAAACGUCAUCCCGAAAAUCUAGGUUAAGACAUGAUAAAAAAUCCUCGUUGAUGGAUUUGGAGAGCGAUGAGGAAACAAUUGUAGAUAAUGUUUUUCAAAUGGAUUUUUGGAAUCAACAAGUCUCUCGAAUUGCUAAGAUUAAAAAAUCUAAGUUACCCCAUGUAUCAACUCCUCAAGAGGGAACUAAAUUUACGAUUGGAGGUAUGGACGUUAAGAAAACUAAGAAAGCAGCUGUGAAAAAACAAUCUGAAUUGGAGAAUGAACCAGAGGAAAUUAUCGAAGCCCUUCCAUUACAAUAUUUCCAAGCUCCUGUUACAGUCACUGAGUCACUCGCUAAACUGAUAGGAGAUGAUUCCAAACAAAGAAGCUUCAAAAAAGAUGAAGUUUACAAAUUAGUGUGGCAGUAUAUCCACAAAAACAAUAGAUUUGACGAACAACACCAUGUACUUUUAAAUGAUGACCUAAAAACGGCCCUUCGCAUUGAUGAUUCCAAUAAGAAAACUCUAUUAUCCAUUGAUGAUUUAAAUUACUUAGUAAUGAGGCAAAUUAUUAAUGAAACCAUCGCCAAAAACUCAAUAGCUGCUUUCAAAAUAAAGAAUUAA
Naegleria fowleri is the source of this 978-nucleotide messenger RNA. RefSeq lists its product as uncharacterized. The coding region runs from base 1 to 978 and encodes 325 amino acids. The record is from RefSeq and is a predicted model, not a curated record. The transcript is spliced from 2 exons. NCBI's taxonomy places the organism in Eukaryota, Heterolobosea, Eutetramitea, Acrasida, Naegleriidae.